AUGUUUGGAAUCACCUGUGCCUGCCUUCGGUGCUGGUAUCUUAGACAGCAGCGCAGCCCUGAGAGGGGUGAAGAGCAACCCUAUGAAGUUACAGUCAUAGCCAUUGACCACGACAGCACCAUCCAGAGCACCAUGACCUCUUUGCAGUCAGUAUUUGGCCCGGCUGCUCGCAGGAUAUUUGCCGUGUCACACUCCCAUGGUCCUCCACCUCAGCUGACGACUGUGGGACCUGAAACCCCACCAUGUUAUGAAGAGGCCUUGAGGAUGAGUCGCUUCACAGUCGCACGCAGUACUCAAAAGCCUUGCAAUCUAGCUCCUGUUCCUGAAGAAAGAAAUGAGAUACCCAUGCCAUAA
Molecule: messenger RNA, 354 nt
Organism: Staurois parvus
Lineage: Eukaryota; Metazoa; Chordata; Amphibia; Anura; Ranidae
Source: the annotation of a GenBank genome assembly